Molecule: messenger RNA, 2861 nt
Organism: Oryza sativa Japonica Group (Japanese rice)
Lineage: Eukaryota; Viridiplantae; Streptophyta; Magnoliopsida; Poales; Poaceae
Product: beta-amylase 2, chloroplastic
Biological process (GO): polysaccharide catabolic process
Molecular function (GO): beta-amylase activity
Source: RefSeq, a predicted model, not a curated record
UACAAUGAUUAUUAUUGAGUAAUGAAGCGGUUUGUGUAUUGGUUAGUCUGGCCGCCCGUGUGCGUGCGUGCGAAUAAUGAAGGAAUGGUGGUGUGAGGAUGGAUGCAGGAGGAAAAGGCUCCUCCUCAUCGUAUCCUGGCCGUCUAUCCAUUUCGGCAUUUCCUCCCACGGGGAGGGGAGGGGAGGCACGUGUGGCUCCCACGCGCGAGCGUGCCAGCCAUAUGACGGUCGCACGCGCGAGUCGAACCCUAGCUAGCUAGGCAUCUGGAUCCACACACACACCCACACGCGCGAGCGAGAUCCCGAUGCAGCAGCAGCAGCAGGCGAUGGAGGAGGAUGGGGUGAAGGAGGAAGAAGAGGAGUACUACUUGGAGGAGGAGGACGAGGGGGAGGAGGAGACUCGGCCCCCGCUUCAGCAGCAGCAGCAGGUGGGGUUGGGGCGGCGGGGGCGGGCGCGGGAGGAGAAGGAGCGGACGAAGCUGCGGGAGCGGCAGCGGCGGGCGAUCACGGCGCGGAUCCUGGCGGGGCUCCGGCGGCACGGCAACUACAACCUGCGAGUGCGCGCCGACAUCAACGAGGUCAUCGCGGCGCUCGCCCGCGAGGCCGGCUGGGUCGUCCUCCCCGACGGCACCACCUUCCCCUCCUCCUCCUCCUCCGUUUCCCAGCCGCCACCCACGCAGCAGCAGCUUCAGCCAGGCCGCCCCUCCAUCGCCGCGCCGCCGCUCCCCUCCUCGCCGGCGCCUCCCCUCCGCGGCAUCUCCAUCUCCCCCGUCGCCGCCCGCCCCAUCUCCUCCCUCCGCUCCUCCUCCUCCAUCAGGAUCAUCUCGCCGCCGCACGCCCUCCCCGACCCGCUCCUCUCCCUCCCGUCCAUGGACCCCCAAGAGGUGCCCGAUCUGCUGCCCCCGCGCCCACCGGAGCGCGACUUCGCCGGAACGCCAUACGUCCCCGUCUAUGUCAUGCUCCCGCUUGGAGUGGUCAAUGGUAAUGGCGAGGUGGUCGACGCCGACGUCUUGGUGGGCCAGCUUCGGGUACUCAAGGCUGCCGGCGUCGAUGGGGUCAUGGUCGAUUGCUGGUGGGGGAAUGUCGAGGCCCACAGGCCGCAGGAGUACAAUUGGACCGGUUACAAGCGACUCUUCCAUAUGAUCAGGGAGCUCAAGCUCAAGCUGCAGGUGGUCAUGUCAUUCCAUGAGUGUGGAGGCAAUGUUGGAGAUGAUGUGUCUAUUCCUCUCCCACAUUGGGUAACAGAGAUCGGAAGAAGCAAUCCAGAUAUCUACUUCACCGACAGGGCUGGCAGGCGUAACACGGAGUGCCUUUCAUGGGGCAUUGAUAAAGAAAGGGUUCUUCAAGGACGGACAGGGGUCGAGGUAUACUUUGACUACAUGAGAAGCUUCCGAGUAGAAUUUGAUGAAUAUUUUGAGGAUGGUAUCAUUUCAGAAAUUGAGAUUGGGCUAGGGGCUUGUGGAGAGUUGAGGUAUCCAUCUUAUCCAGCAAAACAUGGGUGGAAAUACCCUGGCAUUGGAGAAUUUCAGUGCUACGACAGAUACUUACAGAAAAGUUUAAGAAGAGCUGCAGAAGCACGAGGACAUACCAUAUGGGCAAGAGCGCCAGACAGUGCAGGCCAUUAUAAUUCUGAGCCAAAUCUGACUGGAUUUUUCUCUGACGGAGGAGAUUAUGAUAGCUACUAUGGUCGUUUUUUCCUCAAUUGGUAUUCCCAGGUGUUGGUGGAUCAUGCUGACCGUGUAUUGAUGUUAGCCAGGUUGGCUUUUGAAGGUUCAGAUAUUGCUGUUAAGGUUUCAGGUGUACACUGGUGGUACAAAACUGCCAGUCAUGCUGCUGAAUUGACUGCUGGGUUUUAUAACCCAUGCAACCGUGAUGGUUAUGCCUCAAUUGCUGCUGUCCUGAAAAAACAUGGUGCAGCUUUGAACUUUACAUGUGUUGAACUGCGCACUAUGGAUCAGCAUGAGGUAUUUCCUGAGGCCUUUGCAGAUCCAGAGGGCCUUGUAUGGCAGGUGCUAAAUGCUGCAUGGGAUGCUGGCAUACCAGUAGCUAGUGAGAAUGCUCUGCCUUGCUACGAUAGAGAUGGCUUUAACAAAAUUUUGGAGAAUGCAAAGCCACUGAAUGAUCCAGAUGGGAGGCAUUUACUAGGAUUCACGUACCUGAGGCUCACCAAAGUCCUCUUCGAGAGAGCUAAUUUUUUGGAAUUUGAGCGUUUCGUUAAGAGAAUGCAUGGUGAAGCAGUUCUCGAUCUACAGGUAUAAGUUGUGUUCAGGGUUCUUACAUACAUACAUAUAUAUACAUGCCAUUGUAAUUGGCAUAGGCCUUAUGGCUUAUGAUGGGGGAACAGAGAUGCCAUUUUUGUUUCGUAGGUUGUUGUAGUAUACCAUCAGCAGAUUUUUGAACUAUAGAGGGUUUGGCUCCAUGGUGUAAAGCAUACCCUUGGCAAAGAGUUGUCAUGCAGAAAAUUGAUGGUUUCAUUCGGAAUGAGGUUGGAAGCAGGUGUAUUUCUUUCGAUGCGGCAGACAUAUUUGAUUUGUCAUGAGAUGAGGAUUGGGUGAGCAGGUGGUAUCCUUCUGAAAGAUUUGAGGCUGUAUUGAAGAGAAUGUGCUGAUGCAUGUUUAUCAUGGAGCAAGCGACAUUAAUGGAGUUAGCAAAGGUUCUCGCGGUGUAUGUGUUUGUAUUUGUUGGUGGAAUGUCACUCGAGGAUCUUGGCUGUAUACAAUACAUACAUGUGCUUUUUUUUGGGUCUUUUCUACAGUGUAUGAGAAAUGCAUGUUUCUUACUGUCAAAACAUUGCAUUGCUCAUCAGUACCGAGAAUUUCUCUGAGUUUUCCCCAUAUUUUACAUGAAUAUUUUAUAACAAC